This is a messenger RNA of Eremomyces bilateralis CBS 781.70, 668 nucleotides long. RefSeq lists its product as uncharacterized. NCBI's taxonomy places the organism in Eukaryota, Fungi, Ascomycota, Dothideomycetes, Eremomycetales, Eremomycetaceae. Bases 143 to 544 code for a protein of 133 amino acids. The record is from RefSeq and is a predicted model, not a curated record. The transcript has a single exon.
CAACGACGUCUUCACCCCUCCCUCUCUCUCGCUCGGGCUCAUCACCCCUUCUUCGUGCUCCUCAGACUCUACAUCCCCCCCUAACGUCUCCUCUGAUGCAUCCUCUUCUCCACUAGCCGCAUCCUUCCCCUUUCCGAAAUCGAUGGCCCGAAACUGCAUGCCACCAGGCGGCGAGCAAACCGGCUCCGCCUCUGCCGCUGGCGACUCUUCUACUGGCGGGUCUUCUGCUGGCGACUCUGCCGCUGGCGAUUCUUCGGCUGGCGACUGUUCUGCACCGACUGACGCUUGUCCCUCCACAGCACUCGUCCCCGUAUCCUUAGUCCCAGUAGUUGUAGUUGUAUCUGCACCCGUCUCCGCAGACUCCCUUCCUUCCGCCUCGACCGUCCCGUCACCCGGCAUCGCGCGCUGCGGAAUCUCCUUCGACGACUCGGACGGAUGGCGGAGAUGUUCGAACUCGAGGAGCGACGAGCGACGAAGUUGUUCGAGUUGUUGGUCGGGGUUCUUGAAGGAAGCGGGGAUGGUUAGCGAACGUUCGGUACGAUAGGGAGGGUUGAUUCAAGGUGCGGAUGGAGGAGAACGGGCAGCGAGCGAACAGGGGAAGAAGGGGAACAAAGUAGACGCAGAGUAUGGCAUUAGUAUGCGGAUAUGAUAUGGAUGCGCUAGAUAUA